GUCCUUUUUUGGUAAAAUGCUUACUUGCGCGGUUGGAAAAACACUUCCCCGUCAAUUAAUUCGUGCAUUUAGCAGCAAGACCUUCACAGUGAAGCUCCCGGAGUUCAAGGUGCAUCAUACGGAUCCUCUUCCCACGACUACCGAGGUGACUGAAGAAGAGUGUCUUCGGAUUGCUAGAAAUAUGGUUACAAUGCGAAGAAUGGAGAUUGAGAGCGAUCCCCUGUACGUGAUGCGUAAAAUCCGCGGAUUCCUUCAUCUCUAUGAUGGAGAAGAAGCCUGUGGUACUGGUAUUAAUGAGGCGAUCAAGCCCCAUGAUGACUGGAUUACCAGCUAUCGUUGCCACGGAGUCGAGUUCCUCCGCAUGGGAGCGGGCGAAGCCGGAGUGAAAGCGGUGAUCAACGAGCUUCUUGGCCAUGCGUCGGGUUCUGCCCACGGCAAGGGAGGUUCGAUGCAUAUGUACGAGCCCGAUAAGAACUUCUUCGGUGGAUCUGGAAUUGUGGGAGCGCAGACCCCUGUGGGCACUGGGCUUGCCUUCGCGGAGCAGUACCUGCACAUGCUGAAUAACCGCGACAAAUCGGUCCCCGAAGGCGAAACGAACAUCUGCGUGACAAUGUUCGGCGAUGGUGCGAGCAACCAAGGCCAGGUGUGGGAGUCCGCGAACAUGGCGAAGCUGUGGCACCUGCCUCAGAUCUUCGUGAUCGAGAACAACCAGUACGGCAUGGGCACCUCCACGGAGCGGUCGUCGUCGUCGACGGAGUACUACAUGAUGGGAAAGCACCACAUCGCGGGUAUCCAGGCCGAUGGAAACAACGUGUUCGCGGUGAGAGAGGCGUGCCGACGCGCUCGCGAGAUCUGCGUGGCCGGAAAUGGACCGAUCUUCUUGGAGCUGAAGACGUAUCGGUAUCACGGCCAUUCGAUGUCGGAUCCGGGUGUGACGUACCGAACCCGCGACGAGAUUCAGAACGUGCGGCAGACGCGAGAUAGUGUCAACUAUAUCGGACACAUCCUCAUGGAGAAUGGAAUCAUGGACGAGAAGCAGUGGAAGGAGUUCCAGAACUCGAUUAAGAAGGAGGUCAAGGGAUGGGUUAAUGAUUGUCUCAAGGAGACGCCUCCAGAGGAUAGUGCUCUGUUCACCGAUGUGUUCUAUGGAGAGACUCCGGACUUCAUUCGAAAUAUUGAGUACUGCGAGAGCAAGUCGAAAACUCCGCUUCUUUAA
Blastocystis hominis is the source of this 1216-nucleotide messenger RNA. RefSeq names its product Pyruvate Dehydrogenase E1 (subunit ?). Gene Ontology annotation, molecular function: oxidoreductase activity, acting on the aldehyde or oxo group of donors, disulfide as acceptor. The record is from RefSeq and is a predicted model, not a curated record. Lineage: Eukaryota; Bigyra; Opalinata; Blastocystidae. Bases 17 to 1216 code for a protein of 399 amino acids. The transcript is spliced from 5 exons.